Messenger RNA from Chilo suppressalis (striped riceborer), 1566 nucleotides. The record is from the annotation of a GenBank genome assembly. NCBI's taxonomy places the organism in Eukaryota, Metazoa, Arthropoda, Insecta, Lepidoptera, Crambidae.
AACACUGGUCGACACGAAAAAGGUUGUCAUGUCAAAGUCAUGGGCCUGUCCAAGUGUCCAACUCCAAAGUUAUUUACCUACUGAAAUAACCUACAAGUUCUCUACAGCAGCUGUUUAUUAGAAACUUAUCAAUAAUGGAUGAAAAUCAAAGUAAAAAAGUCGUGAAAGUAGUUGUACUUGGAGAUAUUGGCCGAAGUCCUCGUAUGCAAUAUCAUGCCCUAUCACUUGCUAGUAAUGGUCUCAAAGUGAACAUCAUCGGCUACUGUGAAUCCAAACCUCUUGACAAGAUAACAGAAAGUAACAAUAUCGCUAUUACAAAGUUAAAUCCCAUAUUAUUUGAUAAAGGGCCAAGGUUACUUCAGUAUGCCGUCAAAGCAAUAUGGCAAGCUAUAAGUUUGUUAAUAACUUUAUUUAUUACUGGAAAAAGUGACUAUUUACUUUGUCAAAAUCCCCCAGCGAUACCAACUCUGCCAGUGUGUCGCUUCUAUUGUUUGGUUACCAGGACCCGGUUUAUUAUUGACUGGCACAACUAUGCUUAUUCUAUCAUGGCAUUAUCUUUGUCUCCGCAACAUCCACUAGUAAAAAUAUCUAUGUUUAUUGAAAGAUGUUUUGGUCAAGCCUCAAACCAUAAUCUUUGUGUUACUAAUGCCAUGAAAGAAGAUUUGCUACUGAAAUGGAAUAUUGUUGCUAAAGUAUUAUAUGAUAGGGCUCCGAAGAUAUACCAUCCUAUCUCAACUGAAGAGAAACAUGAAUGGUUUAUGAAGAUUGGUAGUCAGUACCCCGAAUUCAUAACAUUUGAAAGAUCUCAGCUUAAAGAACAACCCAGUGCGACAACGGCUUUUACACAAUCAUCGGAAAAUGUAAUUAAAAUGCGCAAGGACAGACCUGGGAUACUAUUCAGCAGUACUAGUUGGACACCUGAUGAAGAUUUUAGUAUUCUGAUGGAAGCACUCCAGGUGUAUGAAACGACAUAUAACCUCACUAAGAAACUGCCAAGACUAUUAUGUGUAAUAACUGGGAAAGGUCCCAUGAAGGAGUUGUAUAUGCAAAAACUAUCAGAAAAAAGUUGGCAACAUGUAAGAGUCAUCACCCCUUGGCUAGAGGCCUGCGACUAUCCCACUAUGGUUGCGAGUGCAGAUCUGGGUGUCUGUCUUCACACCAGUUCAUCUGGUUUAGAUUUACCAAUGAAAGUUGUUGACAUGUUUGGUGCUGGACUGCCUGUAUGUGCUUUUGAUUUUGAAUGUCUACAUGAAUUGGUUCAAGAUGGUGUUAACGGAUAUACAUUUAAAAGUAGUGAUGAACUGUCCAAACUUAUAGUGAGAUGGUUUGUAAAUUUCCCUAAUAAUGAACAACAGAACAAUAUUUGUGAGAAAAUGAAGGCAGAAUUAGCCAAGUUUCAAAAGUCUAGAUGGGAAGACAACUGGAACUUGAGAGUGAAAUGCUUCUUUGAAUAACAUUAAUAAAUCAUCAUCAUACAGGCCAAGUAGUGCUAACAAUAAAAAUAUGUUAUCUCUCAUUUUUUAUUUAUAAAAAAAAUAUUAUUAUACCACAGUACAUUUUAAAAAU